UCCUGAGGGGAAGGAGAAAACGGAGCACAGAACGGAACGGAAGUAGAUUGAGUUGGUGAACGGCUCUUACGCGCUUCGUGUGUACGAGGCGGGAGAUCGCUCCAUAAAUGAUGGCUUCGGCUUCUAACAUUGACGUAGACGCCACUCAGCACCUGAGGGACAUUCUGAAGCUGGACCGUCCUGGAGAUCCUGUAAAUGAAAGUACCGGCAGUCGAAAGUCAAGUUCUUUCAAUGGAGAGCUAAAUGGCUUCAUCUGUGAUCCUGUAGCACACCCAGAGGCCACAAGUGUGGAUGGGCCUUUGCUGGACAGUUCUCUCCGGGAAGUUGAGAUGCCGUUCUCUGACAAGCAAGUGAUUUGCCUGUCUGGAGGUGACUCUCCUCCCUGCAUUGAGAUUGUUGGGAAAGAUGUCGAAAUUGUGGCCAGUAGUGAUUCUAAUAUUUGUAGCAAAGCAAGAGGAAGCAAUAAGGUGAAAAUACAGCCCGUGGCAAAAUAUGACUGGGAACAGAAGUACUACAAUGGAAAUUUGAUUGCGGUGUCUAAUGACUACCUUGCAUAUGCUACAAGAGGUUCCAAUGGGACAGCUAUGAUAAGAGUCCUCAGCAUCACCACAGCAGAGCGGAUUUUACUAAAAGGGAUUACUGGUAGUGUCACCGACCUGGCGUUUGCUCACCUCAACUCCGACCAGCUGGCAUGUCUGGAUGAAGCAGGAAGCCUCUUUGUAUGGAAACUCACCAUGAAGAAUGGCAAAAUAAUAGACGAAAUUUUUGUUCACAUAAAAAGACCAGACCCAAUUCCGUUAAAUUGUAAUCGACGGAUAAUCUGGUGCCCCUACAUUCCUGACGAGAACGAGGAUAAUUUGUCAGAGGAUUCUAGCCAGACUAUUGCGUUAUUGCAUGAAGAUAUGGCUGAAAUCUGGGAUCUGGACAUCAUCAGAGCAAACCAUAGCUCCUGGCCUACUCUUAUUAGUGACAUCAAAGAAGGAUUCAUAUCUGUGACCGGACAUUCUGGUUGUUUAAGUGAAGGAGCUCUGUCUCCUGAUGGUACAGUUUUGGCAACUGCUAGCCAUGAUGGUUACGUGAAGUUCUGGCAGAUUUAUAUUGAGGGGCAAGAUCAGCCAAGAUCUGUCAUCAAAGACCUGUCAUCAAAGAUGGGUCCAUGUUUGCCAUGUUCUCUCAGGUGUCUCCACGAGUGGAAGCCUCACAAUGGACGGCCUGUGUCGUGUCUGCUGUUCUGCGACAACCAUAAGAAACAAGAUCCCGAUGUUCCAUUUUGGAGGUUUCUCAUCACAGGGGCUGACCAGAACAGACAAAUUAAGAUGUGGUGCACAGUUUCUUGGACGUGCCUACAGACAAUCCGGUUUUCUCCAGACCCGUUCAGCUCGAGUGUCCUGCCAGGAUUAAAAGCUUCUCUAGAUUUAUCUGCAGAGUUCCUCAUACUUACUGAUGUCCACAGAAAAGUUCUAUACGUAAUGGAGUUACAACAGAAUCAAGAAAAUGGAAAGGCUGCUUUUACCUCCAUUUCUGAGUUUCUGCUUACUCACCCCGUUUUGAGUUUUGGAAUCCAGGAUGUGAGCCGUUGCCGUUUUCAACAUACAGAAGUUCUUCCUUCAGAAGUAGAGAGCGACAAUGUCAGUGAAGACGAUAACCUGGAAAUGGAUGAAGAAGACUCGGCGGUUCUUAUAAAGCUCUUUUGUGUCCACACAAAGGCUUUGCAGGAUGUUCAGAUCAGAUUUAAACCGCACCAGGGCCCGUCAACAGAAACCGCUGCCCUGUCUUCAAGAGACAGACAUGAUGGUCUUGCUACUCCUGAUCAGAUAAUAGAUCUUGGAACUGAAAUGUGUCCGGUUUCAGAAUCCCAUCAUGAACUUCUGCCUGAUAGUCUAAGAGCCUCUGCAGACUUUCUGUUGAUGCCAACAGACUCGAAACCUAAACUGAUGACUCCUGAUGCUUUCAUGAUGCCCAGUGUUACAGUUCAGCAGAUUGUCUCCACUUCUACAAGCCUUGGUUCACUCACCUCUGUCACUACACUAAAUAAUCUCUCAAGCAGCGAUACUUCUCUCUCCAGGUCUGUUGAUGAACUUACACUUAGUCCAAAGCUAAAAAUGGACAAUAGCAUAACUGGUUGUAUGAGUGGAUCAAGUAGUGGAAGCUUUCAAGCAUCUUCAAGAACCCCUGCAGUGCUUAUUCCCGGACUGUCUGACUCACUAACACCUAAACCUGUUGUUCAGGUUUCUUCACCUAACCUUCCCAUCGAACUCCAGAGUUUGGAACCCUUGGUGGUACCACAGUCUUCCCCGACUCGUGAACGAUCUCCUGAUGUGAUAUCAAGCGCUUCCACAGUCAUAUCCCAAGAUAUCCCAGAAAUUGCUUCUGUGUCACUGCAAAGAAGUUAUCCGUCAUCUAUAUCUGUUGUCCAAGAAGAGAAUUGUGCAUCCAAUCAUGCCCCAAGCAUGAGCUCUGCCGCUUCUGCACUUCAGCUUUUAUCGACGCGUAGCCGCAACACAUCCGAGCUUGGACUACGGCCGCUGGAGUUUCCGUCUUCCAUGGCUGAUAGUGAGCUUGUUAGUGCACCAGGUCUAGAAAAUUCAAAGCUUAAGGAUCAGAUGGAGGAAGUUAUUUCCCAGCCGUGGCCAGCAGCACCCGAUAUAACGCGAGAAACCAAUAACAGCUUAAUAGAAAGUGACCGCGAUGAUGAAGUGGCCACAUUUGCAGCCAGCCUAAAUAGUUUUGGAGGAAAGGGGCAGAGUCCACGUCUGCUUGUGAAGGACUGGAACACCCAAGUAUCGCCACGUUGUUCCCCAAAACCCUACAAGAAGUGCAUCAAAGAUGACAUAGACCUACCAUUGUCUCCAAAAUUGGCUGAAAACCAUGCGAACUUCGAACAUGGGGAACUGAUGUCUCUUCUGUACAUGCAACAAAGGGAACUUUCAGAGCUGCGUCAAAACCAGAUUGAGCUUAUGCAAAGACUGACUGAUCAUUUGGAUGCAGUUCAGAGCUCUAUCAUGGGCCAUAUGGAACGUGUGAUUGAUACGCAACAGCAGCAAGAACAAAGGAGAUUAGACAGAAUCCUAAAUGACGGACAGCAAAGAAGUGGUCAGCUACAAGAGUACCUUUCUCAGCAACUUUCCCAUUCUCUUUCUGGUUCACUCUGCAGUAGACUUGACAAAACAGUCCGUGAAGAGUUUAAGAAGUCCAUUCCUCAGUGCAUCAGUAAGAGCUUGGAUCCAGUCACUGCGCAGCUUAGCAGCACAAUUGGAGCAAAACUGACUUCUAUUGAGGGAUCACUAAAGGAAAACAUUGGCAAGAUGGUUAAAUCUAAGAACAUUACAGAUGCUAUAGGCCGAGCAGUUGCUGAUGCACUUCAUGUACCCAUCCAUACAACUUACAGAGAAGCCUUCCAGAACACUGUACUUCCAGCUUUUGAGAAGGGUUGUCAGUCUAUGUUCCAGCAAAUAAACAGCAGCUUCAAGCAAGGCACCCAAGAGUAUAUGCAGCAAUUGGAAACUCAUCUUAAGACGAAAAAAGAAAAUGAACAAGAAAUGAGGGAGCCCCUGGUUACACAACUACAGCAACUUCUAGAUUCUCUCCAGUCAACGACGGACCAGCUGUCUUCAAGCCUGAGUGGGAAUGUGAGAUCUGAAGUGCAGCAGCAAUUACAUGUAGCUGUAGCAACUAUGCAAGACUCCAUCUUAUCACAGGUUCAAAGAAUCAUCAAAGAAGAAGUGAACCAUGCAAUGAAGGAACAGCAAGCGGCGGUUACCUCAAGCAUUAUGCAUGCCAUGAGAUCUGCUGCAGGGACACCUAUUCCUUCUUCCCAUCUCGACUAUCAGUCUCAACAGACACACAUCAUGCAGCUACUUCAGCAAGGCCACCUUAACCAAGCUUUUCAACAGGCCCUAACAGCUUCAGACCUGAACUUGAUCCUGUACGUCUGUGAGACGGUGGACUCUCAACAAGUCUUUGGUCAACAUCCCUGCCCUCUCACUCAGCCUGUCCUGCUCUCUCUCAUCCAGCAGCUGUCUUUUGACCUUUGUACCCGUACUGAACUCAAACUCAACUACUUAGAAGAAGCAGUUAUGCAUCUUGAUCAUAACGACCCUGUGACAAGAGAUCACAUGGGAAGCAUCGUCGGUCAAGUGCGGCAAAAACUAUUCCAGUUCUUGCAAGUGGAGCCUCAUACCUCCUUACAGAAGUCAGCAAGGCGACUGAUGAUUAUGCUUCAGGGGAUUGUCCCCUCCAUCAAUUAGACGCAUUCCAACGCUGUACAGGCUCUCAGCAACUGAACUGAUUGUAAACUAGGUGCUUUUGCUUUUUCUCUCUCGCCCUCCCUUCUCUUAUAUAUGGCUAUUUUUUUAAAUGUUCUUUCAAACUGUGCCUAUGUUCCUCAGCAUACAGUGGGGGGGAAGGGUGGAGUCCUUGUGAUUGUUGACUGAACAGCCACAUAUCCUUAUCAGUCUUAUUUAAUCAUUGAAUAUCUUUAUUGGGUGAAAUUUUAAUUUUUAUUUUUUUUCCUUCAUUGUAAAAUUGCGAGAAAGCAUAUUUACAUAUUUGUGUUUUUAGACAAUAUAAAAAAAAAUAUAUCUAAUAAAUUUUCAUUCUUG
Bufo bufo (common toad) is the source of this 4601-nucleotide messenger RNA. It is a transcript of the gene EDC4, whose product is annotated as enhancer of mRNA decapping 4. The transcript is spliced from 29 exons. Bases 108 to 4247 code for a protein of 1379 amino acids. Gene Ontology annotation, cellular component: P-body. The record is from RefSeq and is a predicted model, not a curated record. NCBI's taxonomy places the organism in Eukaryota, Metazoa, Chordata, Amphibia, Anura, Bufonidae. Gene Ontology annotation, molecular function: protein binding. Gene Ontology annotation, biological process: deadenylation-independent decapping of nuclear-transcribed mRNA.